This is a messenger RNA of Rhodotorula graminis WP1, 946 nucleotides long. RefSeq lists its product as uncharacterized. The record is from RefSeq and is a predicted model, not a curated record. Gene Ontology annotation, cellular component: membrane. Lineage: Eukaryota; Fungi; Basidiomycota; Microbotryomycetes; Sporidiobolales; Sporidiobolaceae. Gene Ontology annotation, biological process: mitochondrial respiratory chain complex I assembly. The annotation marks the transcript as partial. The transcript is spliced from 5 exons.
CAUGUCGCUCCUGCGCAGUGCCGCACGCCGACUCGGCUUUGGCAAGUACCGCUACUGGAAGGGCACCGACCUCGAAGGCAACCAGUUCUUCGAGCGGCCGCACCCCGAGUACCCUCACGAGUGGCGCAAGAACAAGCGCUACAUCGAGUAUGCCGAGACCAGGCCCCUGAGCGACUACAACUACCAGACCAUCCCCGUCCAAUGGUCCUCCUGGCUCCGCCGCACACGCCGCGAGCCUCCAAGCUUCGAAGAGCUCGAGACGGACCUGCGCCGCCAGCUGCGCCUGCGCGACAACGUCGCCCGCCUCGAGGCCGCCUACGCCGACGAGAAGCUGCGCCUCGGGGCCGCGCAGGAGGGGGCGCGGCUCGCGGCGCCGCAGAGGCCAGUGAGGGGCGAGGGAGCGGCGGUGGCGUCGGCGGCGGCGAGGGACACGGCGACAGUCGCAGGGCACGAGGUGGACGGUCUCCCGCUCGAGGACGGCGGCGUCGAUGCCCCGGCCGGGCGGCGCGCGUCGCGCAUCGCGCGCCAGCUCGACGGCGUGCAGCACCCUGCGCCGACGCCGGCGUCAGCGGCGGCGCGAGCGGGCGGGGUGGCGAGCGCCGAGGGCCUCCCGCUGAGGGACGGCGGCGUCGAUCUCGAGGCGGGCAAGCGCGCGCCCGUCGUCGCGAGGGAGCUGCGCGAGGGCGCCGAGCGUGUCGAGCCGAGUGCCGGUGCAGCCGUGGCGGGGCAGGAGGGACAGCUGAGCGCCGAGGAGCUGGCCAAGCGGAGGAGGGACGAGGACCAUGCGGCGGCGCUCCGUCGGCGCGAGGAAUUCGCCAAGCAGAACCCGGCGCCGCUCAAGGGCAACCCGGGCGACUCGCGCGAGCCGCAAGGGUGGGCGCCGACUGCGCCGGCUCGUCGGCGGUAGUGCGCCAUACGGUCGAGCUGCAACCUUCUCGUUCCCCCA